Molecule: messenger RNA, 3705 nt
Organism: Plasmodium inui San Antonio 1
Lineage: Eukaryota; Apicomplexa; Aconoidasida; Haemosporida; Plasmodiidae
Exons: 1
Coding region: 1-3705 (1234 amino acids)
Source: RefSeq, a predicted model, not a curated record
AUGUGGGGAGCGACUCUGUAUGUAGCUCAGCUACUACUGUUGCUAACGCAGAGCCUCCAGUGCAGGAAGAGGCAUCCCCACCAGGGGUACCUAAACGGGAUUACCCACCCCGCACCUAGACAUGACAACAGAAGCAAGAUAAGUAAAACCUACGCAAGAAAAAAAAAAAAGGAUAAAGAAAAAGAAUACUAUGAGAAUUUUUUUAGAGAGCUGGAUAAAAUAUUUAAUGAUGAAGAUGAUGAGCAGAAGCAGGUGAGGGAAGAGGAGAAAAGGAAGGAGGAGGAAAUGGACGCGAUAAGUGAGAAGGACCUUCUGGAGGUGAAUUUUUGUAACUAUGAGAGGGACCCCAGGAGCUUGGCCAACUUGGUCAGGAAUAGGACAAAGGAGGAGGAUGGUGCAGACACAGGCGGGAAGGCUGGAGCUAAAGGGGAAACUCCGUCUGAGGAAGUUUCUUCCACCCAUGGAAGGCACAAAGAGACCAUGCCAUACAGCUACGACUACGAAAGAGUGCUGAAGGGGAAGGAAUACCUGCCAGAGAAGAUCCUCCUAAAGGAGAAGUUCUCACUGCAGGAAGACGAAGAGAAGCUAGUCGAUCGAGUAGACGUGAACACGAUGAAUGAUUUUUUGAGUAACUACCAAAAUGACUUCGAGGGGCCUUUUUACAAGGGACGCAGGGAUAGACAUUUCGGUCGAGAGGACCUCCAAGGGGGGGAGUCCGCUUCGGAAUGGAGCGAGGAGAAGAAGUUAAGCGGUCCCACAAGCGCAGAGGUGGAUAUAAAGCAUGGUAGUACAAGCGAAGAGGUGGAUAUAGAGCAUGAUGGUACAAGCGAAGAGGUGGAUAUAGAGCAUGAUGGUAGUAAGGACCAGCUGGAAAGUGUGGACUUCUUGAGGAAGAUCCGGCGCCAGUUUGACCUGGAGCGAGGCGGCGACAUUGACGAGGCGGUGCGGCAGGUGGAGGGGCACUUCACGCAGGGGAGCGUCGCAGGGGAAGGCGAUAGGGGUGACGAUGGGGAUGGCGAUAGAGACUGCCAUACUGAUGGAGGACAGAUGGAGGGACGCCCCUUUGAGAGACACGUGGAGGAGGAAAUCGAAAGGCGCGGCAAGGACGACGAGACUGUGGACAAACUGAUACGGAGCAAAUUCAUCGACAUGUUUAAAGUGGACGAUGCGGUUAAGAAGACAAAUGAACAGAUAAAAAAAAGCCAAAGUGUGAGUACACUACUGGAACUCUUCAGUGAAAACAAACCAAAAAAUAUAGUUAACAUUAUGUAUAUGUUUAUGUAUAUUUGCAGAUUUCAAAACGCAAAUAUCAUGGAAUAUAUAUAUGACAGAAGAUUUUCCUACUUAACGGAUACCCUUGAACAGUUGUUGAAAUUUUACCUGUACAUGUUCAGAAAAAAAAUGGACUCUUCUGUAGGAAAGACGGAAAGGACAGUAAUUUUAAACAGUAGGAAUAUUAUCUUUUUACUGAAAUAUAUGAACAAGUUGAAAUUAUUUUACAUCAAUUUGAAUAUUUACAAUUUGCUAUUCUUGAUAAUGUCUCAAUCGCUUCACCUGUUUAGCAUAGACUCUUUGGUGAUUCUCUUGGCCUACUUAAAUGAGUACUCUUACUAUGGGAAUGAUGUUCAUAAGAAAAUAAAUCUGUCUAUUUUCAGAAGAAUCUUCGAACUUGUGCGGGUCGACGGUUCGAAUUUGUCCAGACUGCACUUCGGCCACUUCAAGUUGCUCGUGCCGCUGUUGGUGAAGCACAGGUAUGUCGGCCAGGUCAGCGAUGUUGGGGAGGUUAGCGGUGUUCACCGUGUCAGAAGUGCUGCCGAUGUUGACGACGCCGCGUCCCGCCUGGUGUCCCACUUCUCCAAGGACACCGAGCGCGCAAUUGAAAGCGUGCGCCGUGGGCAAACAUCCUCUCGCAGCAACGACAUCUGCGACGUCCUCUUCUACGACUCCAAAACGAAAGAGGAAAAAAAAAACAGAGAAAAUUACAUGACCUAUCUGGAGCACCAGCACAUACAGCAGAGGAAGAAGGACAUAAAAUUUCUAUACAGUUUUAUGCAAUACUUAAUGAUUGGUAAUUUUUCCCAAGGGAAGGAAACUGUGCAAAGACUAGUGGAUUUAUUUCUGGGCAACCUUUCCCUCUUCCAAGUGGAAGAUGUGCUCACCAUUUUUUUCAACUCCGAACAGCUGCAUGAUGGAGAGCAGUACAGCUUGCUGCUAACCCAGUGCAAGCGGGAGUUGCUUCAACGGAAGAGCCUGCUGAAGGAUUUCCAGAUAAAUCAGGUGCUCUCCUUUUUCAUACUGGGCUAUAGGAGGAGCGUCCUCUUCCGGGACUACCACCGUCGCUUGUUUGCCAAUGCGCGCUAUGUCCUGCGGAGGGGUCAACCCAAGGAGGGAAAAUCUCCCAGUGUGGACACGUUACCCCGCCUGGACACAUUACCCCGCCUCCUAUCCUGCAGAAGCCAAAUGCGAUUUCUGCAGCGGAAGCACCUCCUUAGCAGCAAUGCGUUUAGAGAUCCCCAGUUCCUCUACGACUUCACACACGACAUACACAUCUUUGUAAGGUUUAAAAAUCUGCACCUCCUCAAAUUUGUCUACAAUAUGUACCUUCUCAGUCUCCUUUACUACAAAAAUGCCGAUGUUCUUCGCAUCGUAUCAGAAGUAUCACAGGAUUUAAUAGAAACUAAUAUCUUUUCCUUCCUUGAUCAGUACGGUUACUAUAUGUACGAAGACCUCUACAUAAUCAUUAAGGCAUUCAAGUAUGUGUCCUUUUUUCAGAUAAAUUUAAUUGAUCCAUGGAAGAAGUUUUUUUUUCUUCUGGAGCAAUUUUCAAAUGCAUUAAAUUUAGAGAAUAUUUAUGACAUAUUCUUUUUCAUUAACAUUUGUAAGCUGCAAAAUCUCAAGUGCGAAAAUUACGACGUUUUCAGAAUGCUCACUGGACGCAUGAAACGUAUUUUGGAGAUCCUGGACAGACACGACCUUCACCAGUUUAGUACGCACCCCCACACGUACCUCCUGAACAUUUUCAGCCUCGUUCGGGAGAAACGUAACGAACAUGUGUGCGCCUUUGCACAGGCGUUUUUCUACUCCGUGUAUAGGCGGCUAUGCGGGGAGUCGGAGAAGGGCUCCACUGAGAAGGGCUCCACUGAGAAUAUUCCCAGUGAGAAGGCCUCCGGUGAGAAUAUUCCCAGUGAGAAUAUCUCCACUAAGAAGAUUCCUACUGAAAAUAUUUCCAGUGAAAAGCUCCCCUAUGACCCGCGGGAGGCCUACCGACGAGUCAACCCCCGCCCAUACAACUUCCGAGACGCUCGACUGUUCCUGCAAGCAUUCCUAUCCUACCACAACGAAAAGCAGGAGCAUCUAAAUUUGCAGAUUGUCCAUUUCCUCCUCUUCAAUGUAGAAGAGUUCUUCUCUCAGCUGCGCCAAACUGUGCACUACUACCACAGUGGCUACAUAUAUGGGGCCCAGAUGGCGGAGUUUCUCUCCUUGCUACGCCAACUGGUUGACAGGAAACUGUACAAUGGACACAUCAUGCGCACUCUUGUCCUCAUAAUUAAGCACAUGAUACAUAUCCAGGGGGUUCACAAUGGCCGUGAUUAUGCCAGCGGGGGGAACAUUUUUAAGCCCUUCUUUGCGGAUUUCCCUCAGGUGACGGAUGCCAACGUGUGGCGCUUCCUUCGGCGGCACGCGCCGCUGAGGUUCCAGGCGUAG